ACGUGGCCCUGGGUUCAGGGGUCAAAUUAGGUGAUUGUGUAUGAAGUAACGAUAGUUAGACAUGCAUAUUGUUGACUGAAAUUAAGAUUUAAUCGAAUUUUGUCUGAGCUGUUGUACCGUGUUAUAAACAAAAGAAAUAUUGUUUGUUUGUUUUAUCCUCCCAUAGGCACUUCGAAAAUGUUAUGCAACACGUUUGUAGUUAGCCUACCUGUUUUUAGUUGUUUCCACGAGACCAGAUGCCGCAAACCUAUUUGUAAGGAGACCGUUGGGAAAAUACGGUUAGGCUAAAACGCUGUAAAUUUAAUUUGGACUUUUGAUAACUCAAGCAAAUAAGAGUUGUUAAUUGUAUUUGGAUAAUUUACUUAAUACAGAUAAAAUAUACAUUUCGCUGACAUGUUUAGACAGGCAGUCCAAUUUUGAUAUUUAUUUUAUAACGUGAAGAUCUGAUUGGUCAAAAGGCCUAUUGAUAUUUUUAUGAAACAUGUCUUUCUAAAAAACCAUUUGUGGCCUAGCCACGUUUUAGCUAGCCUUUCGUAUUGUGUUAAGAACGUCACAGCAAAUCAACAUAAUGGAUCCGUUCGUGAUGGACCGUGAGAACAUGGAACUUGUUGGAGUUACCGUGGAUGCCAUCACGUUUUGGGCACAGGUUGUCAAUCAAGACCAACAAAUUAAAAACAUAAAUAAUGUCUUGGCGGAGAGAUGCCCUGCAGCCCCAGUGUUACAUGGAACACCCAAUCCUAAAAAGAUUUAUGGGGCAGUCUUCUCUGGGGACAGUUGCUGGUACAGGUGCAAGGUGCUGCAGCAGAAUGACGAUAAGUUCCAAGUGUCCUUCAUUGACUAUGGGAACACUGAGCUUGUCAGUCGGUUAGCUCUGGUGGAGCUGCCAGAGGAUCUACAGUCACAGUGUUUCACCAAUAACUACAAGUUGUGGGGUUUCCAUGUGUCCACUGACGAAGAUGCAACGCAUUUCCAGCAGGGAAAGGCCUACCUUCAGAAUCUGAUUUACGGGAAAAAGGUGCGCAUCCAGAAGAAGUCUGUGUGUUUCAACGGGACCAUCCUCGUCCAGGCAUUUCUGGGCAACCUAGACAUCGGAGUAGAAGUUCUGAAGAUGAAGUUUGCCACGCUCAACCUCCCUGGGGGUAACUGUGAGAGCCCCAUGUCGGUGCAGGCCCUUUACGGUUACGGUGACAUGCUGGCCGUCCCGGUCAGCAUGCCAAAAUUACGUCCGGCUUUUGACGACCAGAGACCCCUGUCACUGAAGAAAAAGAGCUCAGGCACAGCCCAGUGUGCUGCCAACCUGGGGAAGACGCCACACCAGGAGCUGGUGGAAGAGAACCAGAGGCUCGAGGUAGAAAGAGAUGCCCAGCAGUGGAGCUCACAGCACAAGGAACACAUGCUAAGAGAGAGUGUCUCCGAGCUCCAGACAUUGCUGGAACAGACGGUUAAUGAUGCAAAAGAGGGUGACCGAUGUAAGGCAGAGCAGAAGACACUGCAGUGCAUAUCAGAGCAGCUGGAGAAACACCUGCAAGAUGCCAAAGAGGAUGAGCCGGGAGAGUUACAGCAGAAGCAGGUGGAUAGGUUCUUGGGCUCUCUGGUCGCAGAGCAGUUCUCCAGGCUUGCUGAGAAAGUCAAUUCCCUGAGAGGAUUAAGAGAGAGAACCCUGGGUAACACUGAAAGUGACAGCCUAAUGGAGUCUAUCAGUGUUGUUAUAAACAACCGCAUCUCUGCGCCCGUUACCAUGGGGAAGAUGGAUUCGGCUUGGAGUGACUACAAAGUAGCUCAGGACAAGGUCAAGGCCUGCCAGACGAAGGAGCAGCUUGGGGAACUGAUGGGCAACAGGGAUAAGGUGAGAGCUGUGCUGGCUGGCAUGGUGGAAGCCUUCAUACAGGAGGCUAAGUGUUUGCCACUCAGGCAACGCAUGGACAAACUUGAGGAAGUGAGCGCUUCCCUGACUGAGGUGUUUGGCCCAGCCGACCUGGAGGAGGACGCCGGAGAGCAGGCUUUUGAGCAGUUCUUCCAGUGGAGAACUCUGAGGAGCCGGCGUACUAAGUCUGUCAGAGACGAGACCGACAAGGCACUCAAGGCCCUGUGUACCUGGUCAGAGAACGUUGGCAAGUUUUUCUGUCUAUCGGCUAAGACAACAGUAAGUGUGAAGGACGUUGUGGAUGGAGUGAACGAGUGGAUAAAACGGGCAGGGAUUAAAGUUGCAGAGGAGCUGGACUUUUCCCAGUCAGUUGGGGAUCAGGACGGUCGCCAGAGCAAGGCCGUGUCCAAUGCCUUCCACACAGCCAUGCAGCAUAUCCACAAGGAGCUGGGUCUCCUGAGUGACAUAAUGGAGAAAUGUCUGCACAACACUAAAUUUCAGGGUGACAUGCUGCAUUGGCAGAGCGCCAGCCCGACUCCAGAUGCUCUGUUUUCUGUGAAGAAACACAUCCGCAGUUUGAGGUCUCAGUUGAAGUGGAGACAGGUGGAGGAGGGCAGCCUGGAGGAGGCGGAGGAUAUUGACUUAACAAAGAUUCUGAAGAAAAAAGAAGAGAUCGCUGAAACCAGAAAUGCUCUCUUCCAGGAAAUUGGACAAGAAAGACAGGAAUACAUGAAGCUAAGUGCUCUGGCUGAAGGGGGCUUUCCAGAGCUUCCCCUGCUCUACCCUGAGGCAGAUAUACAGAGCUACAUGAGAUCUGGUGGUCUGCUGAUGAAGAGUCUGGACAGGGACAUGUUUGACGCAGAGCCCAUGAGGGAACUGAGUGGACGCAGGCCUCUGGUCUGUACUGAGUUCCAAGGUCAAAGGGUCAUACUCAAGGGUUACACUGUGACUGAGGAGACAGAGGCCAGGAUGUUGCAGAGAACCGCCCAGUUUCACCGAUCCAGGAAGGAGAGUGGUAGUCAAACAGACUGCGGAAUACUCCCCCUUCUGGCACUGUUCUUUGGCAAGUCGGACCCUCUUGCAUAUGUGAUGGUGCCAUACUUCCCCAAUGCAAGCCUUGGCGCUGUCCAGGCUGCCAAUCCCCUUACUACCACAGAAACGGUGAACGUGAUGAGAGGAGUGGCAGAGGGACUCAAAGUCCUCGACGCUACAGGCAUCACCCAUGCCUCCCUCAACCCCAACAACGUGUUCCUCCUCCACCGACGCCAAGGCAUGGUGGGAGACUUCGACUUCACCAAGAGUCCUGUGCAGAGGGCUGUGGACAGUGGGAUGGUGGCUGGCUCGAUCAGCCUAGUGGCCCCGGAGCUCCGCCAGGCUCCAGGCACACCACCUAGUCCAGCCUCUGACAUGUACUCCUACGGCUGCCUGCUGCUAUGGUUGCAUGCCCCUGGUUUCCAUGGUUAUCUGGAUAGCGGAGAACUGAACCUGGAUACUAGUGGAGUGAAACUGCCAGGCUCCAAGCCCUGCUUUCUAAGCUUUUGGUUAAUGCUGGCAGGUUGACUGCCGCCGAGGCUCUGACUGAGGACUACUUCCUUUCUGACCCGUAACCAGGCAACCAGAAGCUAGGAGAGCAACUGUUACAUACUAUCAAUGUUUGAUUGCCAGUUUAACUUUUAAUUCUACUGUUUAGAACUGUUGUCAAUUUGCCAAUGUAAAAGCACUAUUUGAUUUGCUCAAAUGCGUAUUAUUUCCUGUUUAUAAUGUUCUGUUCGGUUAUCAGGUGUUGUUGCAGAUUUAUAACUUUAUCACCCCAGAUCCGUGUGUGUGUAUAUUGAUGUCAAUCCAGGUGCGGAAAAACACCCAUACCUGAAAACUGCAAUUUCUGUGCUGACACUAACAUAUUUUGUUGUUUUUGUUUUAAGUUGUAGUUAGUCUUUUCCAAACCUUAACCAUUUGGUAUUAAUACCUAACACUAACCUUCAUACCGAACCCAAAUGUUUUUUUAAUUUUACAUUGUGUAUAGAUGUUUAUUUCCCUCUGGAGAAAUGUCAAAUAUUGACUUGAACAGUAAGAUUACAUGUUGAAGUAACCAGUCAGUCUUACAGUUAAGUUUAAAAAAAUAAAUAAACUUCAUGUUCUUUGAA
This is a messenger RNA of Esox lucius (northern pike), 4008 nucleotides long. RefSeq names its product serine/threonine-protein kinase 31. Gene Ontology annotation, molecular function: ATP binding; protein kinase activity. Gene Ontology annotation, biological process: protein phosphorylation. The coding region runs from base 569 to 3424 and encodes 951 amino acids. The transcript is spliced from 24 exons. NCBI's taxonomy places the organism in Eukaryota, Metazoa, Chordata, Actinopteri, Esociformes, Esocidae. The record is from RefSeq and is a predicted model, not a curated record.